Molecule: messenger RNA, 531 nt
Organism: Plectropomus leopardus (leopard coralgrouper)
Lineage: Eukaryota; Metazoa; Chordata; Actinopteri; Perciformes; Serranidae
Source: RefSeq, a predicted model, not a curated record
UGUCUGCGGAUGACUGGAGGACUGCUGUGUCCAUCACCCGGUUGUGGGGCGGGGCUUGUCCCCUCUGACGGCGGCAGGAGGGUGGAGUGUGAGCGGCGUCUCGGCUGCGGUUUCGUGUUCUGCAGAGACUGCAGGGAUGCCUACCAUGAGGGGGCGUGUCCUGCCGAGUGUGCCCUGCCCACCGCCGCCGCCUCCCCUGGGUUCGUGGUGGACGAAGACACGUCUCGGAGGGGACGAUGGGACCACUCGUCCCUGCUGCUCCUGCAGGAGACGACCAAACGCUGUCCUCAGUGUUCUGUCCCCGUCGAGAGAAACGGCGGCUGUAUGCACAUGCAGUGUCCUCUGUGCAGAGCAGAGUGGUGUUGGCUCUGCAGAGUCUCCUGGAACACUGACUGUAUGGCAAACCACUGGUUCGGAUAAAACACUCGGAGACUCGGCAGAGACUCAGACAAAGACACGUUCCGCUCACAGACACUUGGGCAGCUGGAAAUCAAACCACCAACUGUAUCAGAUUGUGGAGUGGUUCUGUAU